Molecule: messenger RNA, 8292 nt
Organism: Caenorhabditis auriculariae
Lineage: Eukaryota; Metazoa; Nematoda; Chromadorea; Rhabditida; Rhabditidae
Source: the annotation of a GenBank genome assembly
AUGCGCAGCGGAGUGUCGUUCUGUGACAUUUUUAGUUUUCUUUUCUCAGGAAAGAUUUUGUAAUCCUGAGAGUUGGCGGUAGGCUCCCUGAAGCCUAAAAAAAAGUUUUUCUGAGCUUUUUUUUUAGCAGCUCCUUUUUUUGAAUUGAGAAAAAAAAAUCAGGAAAUUCUAUAUAAAAAGUUGAGAAACAACUGGCCGUCUAGUAGCUCUGUUUAUAUUUUUUAAACUUGAUUUAUAAUAUUUUUAUCACGUUUUAAAACGGUUUUUUUUUAUGUUUAUCCACAAUUAUGUUACAUUUUCUGACUUUUUUUUUCCUUGUAUGAAGAAAUAAAGUGUUUAGUUCAACUUGAAAUUCAAAAAACGAGAAACGUUUGAGUUUCUCCUUCAUUUCUUAUCCCACGUUCGUCCCGAACUUCUCCGACCAUUUCUUCUAGGUAUAUCCUAUUCUUUUCUGAAAUUGUCCAGUCUAUUUUGUUGAGCGAGGGUAAUCAGACCUCGAAAACUACCAAAAAGGGCUUUCAUUAGUAACGCCAGAGUGGUCCCUAUAGGGGCAACCUUAGGGCCCUUGAAGGUCCCCUCUAGGGACCACUUUACCUCCCCUUAAAAGGGUACUGAAACUUGCAAAGGCGGCCCACAAAGUGGUCAUUAUAGGGGAGAAAGCGUUAUUGUUAUGAAUUUUUAAAGAACCCUAUAGUGACCACAUAAAUUUGACCCCCGUAGGAGUUGACCCUAGUCCCUAUAGGGGCCACUCUGGCGUCCUGUUCGUCUCGGAAAAUUCUCGAAUGAUCCUUCAAGAAGCUCAGCGAGGAUUUUGAAAAAAAACUAUGAGUAUGAAAUUUUUUGAAAUUUUUAAAGGCGCAGAAGAGAUUGUAAAAAAGGUCCUGAAGCGAAAAAGACAUUUUUCUUGUUUUUGAACAGAAUGGACUAUAACAUUUUCAUUUCAGUUAUGGAAGAGGAUGGUUCGCGAAGCGAUAAAUCCAACAAGAUUCGUAAGGCGAUAAAGGUUCCUUAUACAAAAUAAAACUAUUUUUUAUGAACUAUUUAAGAAAAAAGCAACAUUCUGGUCAUCGAAAUCGAAACAACAAACGAACAAAUUAUCACCCGAUGGCAAAAAUUCGGGCGGUGUGGAUCGGCUGGCAAUCGAACACAACAAGCGGAUGAGUGUGGGACUUUUUUUGCCAGUUUUUGGCAGUUUUCAUCGUUUUUCUUCUAAGAAAAUCUACAAAAUCAUACUUGAAAAACUUAUAUAUUUUUUGAAUAUAGCUGGAAGUUCUUUUGCACAGGCAAAAUCGGAAGAACGGGAAAAAGGCUCCUUUUUUGCCGCCUUUUUGCGCCAUUUUUUCAACCCUUUUGCACCAUUUUUGCUGCCUCUCCCCUUUUUCCACCAUUUCUUGAGCCUUCGAAAUCCCAGAAAGAUGGAAGGCUCGAUAAAGGGACUCUUUUUGGGCCUUUUUGCGGCCUUUUUGCGACCUUUUUGCAGCGUUUUCGCAGCCUUUUUGCAGCCUUUUCGCAGCCUUUUUGCAGCCUUCUUGCUGCUUUUCUGUUGUCUUUUUGCGGCAUUUUUGCAGCCUUUCUGCAUCCUUUUUGCAGCCUUUUUGCAGCCUUUUUGCAGCUUUUCUGUUGCCUUUUUGCGGCCUUUUUGCAGCCUUUCUGCAACCUUUUUCGAGCCUUCCCUUUUUAGCGGCUAUUCUCCACCGUUCCGACUUUGCCUGUGGUCAAAUUAUACUGGGAUUCUUUUUUACUGCUUCAAAAAUUGAUUUUUUGAAUUUUUCCUGAAUAGAAGAAAAAGUACUGGAUUUUUAUUGGUCGAAAUGGUCGGAAAAGGCUCCAUAGAAAAUUUCCCUAUUUGCUGCCUUUUUGGGUUAUUUUAACGGCAAUUAUGCACCAUUUUUGCUGUCUCUCCCAUUCUUCACCAUUUCUUGAGCCUUAAAAAUCCCAGGAAAAAUGGAAGGCUCGAUAAAGGGACUCUAUUUGCAGCUUUUUUGCAGCCUUUUUGCAGCCUUUUUGCAGCCUUUUCGCAGCCUUUUUGCAGCCUUUUCGCGGCCUUUUUGCAGCCUUCUUGCUGAUUUUCUGUUGCCUUUUUGCGGCAUUUUUGCAGUCUUUCUGCAUCCUUUUUGCAGCCUUUUUGCAGCCUUUUUGCAGCCUUUUUGCGGCCUUUUUGCAGCCUUUCUGCAACCUUUUUCGAGCCUUCCCUUUUUAGCGGCUAUUCUCCACCGUUCGGACUUUGCCUGUGGUCAAAUUAUACUGGGAUUCUUUUUUACUGCUUCAAAAAUUGAUUUUUUGAAUUUUUCUCCAAUAUUUAUUGGUAUAAGUGUAAAUUGAAAUAUUGAAAAAAAGUGUUCUUUGAUCAGAUUUUUGGUAAACUGGAAGAAAAUUUGCUUGAAGGAGAACGUCAGGGGACUAUGUCACCCUCUAGGGGCCACUUAUGUGAGCUUUAGUGGCCCCUAUAGGGGAGAUGAAGUGGUCCCAAGAUAGGAGCCCUAAAGGGUCUCUAAGGAUGCCCCUAUAGGGACCACUCUGAAGUUCCAGAGUAUACCUCAGUUCCUGCUCGAACUUUAUGAUAACUAUUUUUUGAAAACGCAAAUUUUAGUUGAUCAGUCGCACACUGCUCCGCUACCCCUGGUACCACGGAUUGGUACCAAAAAAUGAAGUUGAACUGCUUGUUCCGGUUCGAUUCUUCAAGCUAAAAUUUGUGCAAAGAACACUUUUUUCAGCGGAAUCGCGACUGGUACGUCAGGAUUUCCAGCGAGAAGGGCUUCCGUCUGUUCUGCCUUACCACCAGAGCCGUUGACAAAGUCGUCAAUGUCCAACUUUUCUUUGAGAAACAGUGCUGGACCUACCAACCGCCGUGGAGUAAGGUGACGAUGAAAAAAGUGAAAAAAAUUAUUUUUUGUAAACUCCGUUUUUCGCGACGUGAAAGGCCGGGACUUCUCUGCGCUUUCCUUAUCUCUCGACGUCUCUCUCAUGUUUACGUGCUUUUUCCAUGUUUUUCUGACCCCGGUGAGAGAACAGAGAGACGCAGACACUCGAGAAGUUUCAAGUCGCGGCGAAUGGACUAUACAAUUUUGUAGAGAUCUAGACAAUGAAAUAUGAUUUUUUUGAACUAAAAACUAAAGUUAAACGAAAAAAAAGGGAAAUGAAAACUUUUAGAGAUCGUUAGAACCUAGUAAGCGUGUGAAAUUGAGAGGUUGCCGGAAAAUUCCGCUCCUGUACCCUGCGUAAGCCGGAAGUGCGGAAAACGGGUGCGAAAAGCCCGCUAAAAGAGUUCAGUUUUGCGGCCUUUAUUCAGCCUUCCAUUCUUGGUGGGCUAAAAAGCUUCGAAAAAGGGUGAAGAAAGGGUGCUGAAAGUCUCGGCCAUUGAUUAUUUCCGGUUACUGUAGCACAUUUUGGUGCAUACACAGUCACUGGUGAAGAUUAUUCUCAAUUUAAAACUUUUUGUGGCUUUCAAAAGGGUCCAAAAAGGGUCGAUAAUGGCCGAUGAAAGGACGGAAGAAGGCUGUAAAAAGGAAACCGUUUAGGAACAAUUAAUGGACCCCUUUUGCACCCAUAAUGGACGUUCAAAGGGCCCGUAAAGGGUCCUUGCGAACUUGUCUAUGUAGGCCGUCUUUCGAGUGUCUGCGUCUCUCUGUCCCCUCACCGACGAGGUCAGAGAAACGUGAAAAUAGCGCGGCAACAUGAGAGAGUUGACGAGAGACGAGGAGGGCGCAGAGAAAACUUUUCGCGCAUUUGAAAAAGCUUGCUCUUGGUUGGGCCCGACUUGGAGCGACUUGCGCGAAAACUAGUCAAACCUCUAGGUGUCAUUAGCCAUUCCAAGUUCGACCACGGCUUUCUCGGAUUUAAAAUGAUGCUUAAAAUGUUUGUUUUUUGGAAUCUAUGAAUCAAACAGGAGUGACAAGGGAGCUGAGAUUCUCAGAAGAAUAAAAAAAAACUUUUUCAGUCCCGAGAUUGGUACCCGAAACUCCAUAACCUCAUCGACAAGUUUACCUGCAAUUCGCGGAUUGAAACGGUACAAAAAAAUAAAAUAUUUAUGGAAGAAGAUUUUCAGCCGGUGCUACGGGGACAACACCAUAUCCUUCACGCCAACAUCGUCGUGACUCAGAAAAAAGGAGGUCCUGACAAUUUUGAAUUCUGUAGAUACUGAAUCGUUGAACUCAACGGAGAAGUUCAAAAAAAUAUCAGUUUUAGCCGGCCAAUUCGGCGACGUCUACCGAGCGAUGCUGCACCCAUCCACCAGCCCCAAAGACCAUUGGAUCCAGUGUUCCGUCCAGAAGGCAAGAGGCGCGAUGUCGCCCGAGCAGGCCACGAAAGACUUCCGCGAGGCAAUGCUACUCCGCGGCAUCGUCCAUCCGAACCUCGCCACGAUCCACGGCAUCGCCGACCUCGAAGAUCCCGUCAUGGUCGUCUAUGAGCUGGUCCGAGGCGGGUAUAUCAAGGUUUGUGACGCUAAGCAUGACUGCCAAGUCCUGCGCAAGUUGCUCUGUCUUUGGGGACCAUCGCAUAUUUCUGGGCGCGAUAUCGCGUUUCUCUCGCGCUCAAAAAAUAAAUUGAAAGUUUCAAAAACGCGAUACCACUGCAUUUACAAAGCAGCACUUUUUCGAGGUCUUUAAUGUAUCGACAGGACUAUUUUCUAAUAAAGAUGACUGCCUAGUCCGGCGCGAUAGGAAAGCGUUGACAAACUCGCAAACAUGUCGCUCUGUCAUCGCGUGGUUCUCGCGUAUUUCUAGGCGCGAUAUCGCUUUUCUCCCGCACUCAAACAUUGUUUGAAUGGGAGGUUGCUGAGAAAGGAGCGAUAUCGCGUCGAGCGAGGAAAAUUCAAGACGAUCUCUCCUCUCGCAUUUUCCAAGCGCGACAUCGCUUUUCUCUCGCACACAAAAAUUUUCCAAGUGUGAGGUCGAGCUGAGCAAAAAACGAUAUCGCGCCGUGGUGAAUUCCGGCAUUUACUAAGCGCAAAAUCGCACUUCUCUCGCACUCAAAAAGUAUCCAAAUGGGAGAGAAAAGAGCGAUAUUGUGCCGCAGAAAAUGCAAGACCGGCGCAGCGAAAAAUUAGCACUUUUGCGAUAUCGCCUUCAGUAAAGAUGAAUGCUUAGUCUGGCGCGAGAGAAAAGCGUUUACAAAAAAAUCUCUCCUCUCGCAUUCCCAAUACGCGAUAUCGCAUUUGUCUCGCAUUCAUAAAGUUCGAGGUCGCGCUGAGCAAAAAGCGAUAUCGCGCCGUGGUGAAUUCCGGCAUUUACUAAGCGCGACAUCGCAUUUAUCCCGCACUCAAAAAAUGUCCAAAUGGAAGGUCGCGCUGAGAAAAAAGUGGUAUCGCGUUGCGGAAAACGCAAGACAAGCGCAGCUGAAAAGCAGCACUUUUGCGAUGUCGUCAAUCUAGUUUUCCUUGUUGAAGGGGUCAAAAAAAAUUCAGUAACGUUUUCGAAAUUGUAUGAUAUCCAUCCUGAACCUUCGUAGCAGUUCUGAAAAAUUAAAAAAUCAACAGAUACGAACAAAAAGACGUGAUUAUUCGAAUCUUCAGAACUAUCUGUCCCGACAUCCGUCAUGUGCCAUGGAACAACUGAUUUCGUAUUGCGCCGACGCCGCAUCCGGGAUGGCUCAUUUGGCCAGUAGAAAUGUACUUUUUCCUUUCACUUUAGAUGGAUAAAAUUUGUUGAUACCAUUAUUCAGAUUGUGUUCCGGGACUUGGCCGCCCGAAAUUGUCUUCUUUCGGACACGGGCGCUCUGAAAAUCUCCAACUUUAGCAUGGCUCUCAACAACAAGAAUGUCCAACGGGAAGCCCGCCUUCCUACCGCAAUCGUCAAGUGGAUGUCCCCGGAAACAUUGACCAAGGUUUUUCAGGAUACCGCGACGCGACCGCAACGCUUCUAAAAACAACUCUAGAGUAGGCCCUAGAGGGGCUAGGGAAAAUUAACAGCCCCUAUAGGGGACCAAAUAGUGAUCCCUAUGGUGAUUCGAGGUCUGUAUUUUAAGCCACUUAAGCUUAAGUGGUCCCAAUGGGGGUAUUUUAAUUUUUUUUUUUCAAUGGGCGUAUAAGAACCAUCAGAAUGCUUUCCUAGAGUGGUAACGUUUACAAACCCCUAUAGGGUUAGGUAAAGUGGUCACUAGAGGGGGAUCUUGAAGGACUCGUAAGCUUGUCCCUACAGGGACCACUCUGGCGUUCCUAAUCAAGAUAUUUUGUGAGUUCACCGCCGUAACUUGGAAUAACGGAAAACUUCGUAUUUGAACUUCUUUUUAGUAUACCUGUAAACCAACUUUUACGGUUUUUGAGCUGAAAUUUGUAAAGGACAGAAUGAAAAUCCAUUGCGUGGGGCUCCUGUAUCAUUCACAGGCUUUUCAGGGUAUCUUCAACGAAAAGACGGACGUUUGGUCGUUCGGCGUACUCGUUUGGGAGAUUUUGCAUCGUUGCUCCAGUGAACCUCUGCCCCUUCUGGCCAACAGGGAAGCGGCGAACGCUAUCGCGGUUAGUCUGAGCCAUCGAAAAAAAAGGGUCCUGACACGAAAAGAAAAGAGACCACGCCCUCUUAGCCUCCCAAGCUAGCCGUGAAUCGGCUAUAUCUAUCAUCACUAGAUUAUUUCAAAUUAUGUAAUUUUUUGAGUCAUAUUUAUCGCAACAGACAUCGUAAACGCUUUCACGGUUUUAUCUUGGCCAAAAUACCGUAUACCUUUGGAUUGAAGGUCUUGAAGCGAAGCACGCAGAAACGCGUAGGUCUUGAAGCGAAACACACCAAAAAGCUUGGUGUACUGUGGCUUUUUCAGUUUUUUUAAUUCUGGCGAGUUUGCGCGGGAUGUUGUUUCACUUCAAAUGUCACACACUGUUGAACUUCCUAUAGUGUACAGAUUUUGAAUUUCAAGUCAUAGCUCAAGCUUCGCCCAUAAUGACGCCAUAAACCAAUCAAAGAGCGAGCCACCCACAGAGAGUUCUCGAAUGACGUCAUUGGACUUGACAAUUGAAACUUGAGCCGACCAUAUCAAUUUUUUUCUAAUUUUUAUCACUUUUUCAAAUUUUUCAGAAAGGAAAUGUGACGCUACGGGCGCCGAAAGAGGCACCGGAACUCAUUGAAAAUACGAUGACGAUGUGUUUGAACCGGGUGAGGAUGACAAUUUUUUUAAUUCGAAAUUUAUAGAUAUCUCUGUAGAAAAAAUCCAGAAGAACGGUAUUUUUAUGGAAUUUUUCAUUCAAAUCCGAUUAAUUUCAUCGACUUAAAACGGCAAUUAGUUCUCAUUUUCAUACAAAAUCCGUGAAAAGUUUUAAAUUGGCUGCAAAAAAACACUUUUCGCCAACUCAGUCAAAGUCGGAAUGGUGGAUAAUGGCCGCUGAAAGGGAAAGGCUCAAAAAAGGCUGUAGAAAGGUUGCAAAAAGGCUGCAAAAAGACAGCAGAAAGGCUGCGAAAAGGCUGCAAAAAGGCUGCAAAAAGGCUGCAAAAAAGCUGCAAAUAGAGUCCCUUUAUCGAGCCUUCCAUUUUUCCUGGGAUUUUUAAGGCUCAAGAAAUGGUGAAAAAUGGGAGAGACAGCAUAAAUGGUGCAUAAUUGCCGUUAAAAUGGCCCAAAAAGGCAGCAAAUAGGGAAAUUUUCUAUGGAGCCUUUUCCGACCAUUUCGACCAAUAAAAAUCCAGUACUUUUUCUUCUAUUCAGGACCCCGAGAAGCGACCAACGUUUGCCGAUAUUCUGAGCUCCCUCCGACCUGACGACACCUUCAAUCUCCUGAACCUCACAUGUCAAACCCCGCCGGUCGCAAUCAAUUCCUGUCGCACGGCGGCGAUCUCUCCAAAAAGUCUGAUGGUGGCAGUCCAGCCGUCUCCAUCGACGACGACGUCUCCGUCGAUGAUGACGGCCCUGACGACUCCCUCGCCAGUCGCCACGACGCCAGCCAUACCAAGCCCCAAGGCGACAACGCCGACGAACGUCGGUCCGCCUCUGCAGAAGAAAGACUCCGAUCCCAAGCAGCGUCCGACCAAGGAGAAGACGAUCAACGACAGUGUCCUGGGCGCCUCCCCGCUACCCCCGACGACGCCGACGAACGUCGGUCCGCCUCUGCUGAAGAAAGACUCCGAUCCAAAGCAGCGUCCGACCAAGGAGAAGACGAUCAACGACAGUGUCCUGGGCGCGCUACCUCCACCCUCGCCCAAGGUCAAGCCGAAGCCACCGCCGGUGAAAGCGCCAGCGAGAAAGCCGGAGGAAGACGACGACGAGUCGUACGACAGCGUCGAGGAGAACGACAACAAGUCCGUCUCCCUGUACACUGAGGAUACGGAUGUCGAGUCGGCCUUGCCCGUUGAUCGCCCUCGGAGGAAGCCCUGA